Molecule: messenger RNA, 2653 nt
Organism: Spirodela intermedia
Lineage: Eukaryota; Viridiplantae; Streptophyta; Magnoliopsida; Alismatales; Araceae
Source: the annotation of a GenBank genome assembly
AUGGCGACAGCGGCGGCGAGACAGCGCCGCUCGCCGCCCGGAGAAGCAGAGGGGGAGCCCGAGGCGAAGAAGAUGAGGUCGCUCCAGCCGCCGGAUUUCGCCGGUGGCCGCCGCGGCGUCGUGCUCAACCCCGCCGACUGUGAUCUCGGUAUGCUCCCCGCCCGUCUCUCUCUCUCUCUCUCUUUCUCUCUCUCUCUCUCUCUCUCUCUGUUCUUCCCUACCGGAACUCCGAUCGCGAGCACUAGAAGGGUUUUGCUGAAUUCCUGCUCCGAGUUUCCUCUUUCACCGGAUGAUUCCCGAGAAAGUAGGGAGACUCGUCGCCUGGAAAUUCUCAGCGUGAGAUAUGAAUAUCCCAUGCGCCUUGGGAAGCUCUCGGAGUGACGAGUGACCGAGGAAAUCCGGGCCAGAAAUGAUCUUCGUUGUGCCCUCGAGAACUGUACAGAUUUUGGUGGAUGGCGAUUCGGGUCUCUGAAGAUGAUGACGACGAUGAUGAAAACUGUGUUCAAUUCGAGGGCAUCCGAUGGAAGCACAGACAAGCCCCUGUUCAUCCAGCAUCGCUGCGGGGAAGAAGAAGCCAGCUACCGAGAGAAUCUUCAUGACCAUCGUCUUCCUUGUCUCCUGUGACAGAUUUUACCGUCGACGGUGAUGGCCUCCGAGGCCAUGCCCUGCACGAGGAUGGGUUCGCCUACUGUUGGUCCGGCGCCCGCGCCGCCAUCGGGAUCACCGCUGGGAAGUACUGCUUCGGGUGCCGGAUCCUCUCCGACCAGGAGGUCCAGAUGGAUGACACUCCGGCGGACCAGCGGCAUCUCUGCCGCAUCGGCGUCUCCCGGCGGGACGACCCCGUCGGAAGCUUGGGGGAGACCGUGGGCGGCGGCGGAUUCGGCGGCACCGGGAAGUUCUCCACCGCCGGGAGAUUCUCAGACUACGGGGAGAAGUUCGGCGCCGGCGACACCGUGGUCUGCGCCGUCGACCUCGAGAGCUCCUCUUCCGCUGCCGUCGGGUUCUCGCUGAACGGGCGGUGGCUGGGCACUGCUUGGAGAUUCGACGCCGGCGAGCUUCGGGGUUCUGGUCUUUUUCCCCAUGUCCUCCUGAAGAAUGUUGCAGUGGAUAUGCAGUUCUCCGUAGAAGACGGCCUGGUUCUCGAAGAAGGGUUCAAGCCCUGGAGCUCCGCCGUGGAAGACGGCAACGCCAUCGCUGGGCCUUCCUUCCUCCCCGCCGGGAACUGCGAGGUGGUGAUGAUGGUGGGCCUCCCCGCCGCCGGGAAGACCACCUGGGCGGAGAAGUGGGCGGAGGAUCAUCCCGAGAAGAGAUACCUCCUCCUCGGCACCAACCUCGCUCUGGACCAGAUGAAGGUCCCCCCCCCCCCUCCACUCCAUUUUUUAAGCCCGUUCUUCGCUCCUCCCUCUGAUCACACUCUCUGCGCAGGUGCCGGGGCUGCUGAGGAAGAAGAACUACGGCGAGCGCUUCGAGCGGCUGAUGGAGAUGGCGACGGGGAUCUUCAACACCUUACUGGCCAGGGCCGCCAGGACCCCCAGGAACUACAUCAUCGACCAGACCAACGUCUACAGGAGCGCCCGCAAGCGGAAGCUCCGCCCCUUCGUUGACUUCCGCAAGGUGAACGAUUGCAUCCUCCUCUUCCCCGCAAACGAAUGUCUUUCGGUCAGCGAUCACCAGUACCCACUUGGAUUCUCCUGCCAUCGUGCCCGCCCAGAUCGCAGUGGUCGUCUUCCCGGCCAUGGACGAGCUCAGAUGGAGAUCGGAGAAACGGGUCAGGGAGAUGGGGAAGGAGGUUCCUGCGGAGGCGGUGAACGAAAUGAUCGGUGUGAAGCUCCCAUCAAUCCAAAGCGUCAACUUGAUCGAGAGCGAUAGAUCUUUUUACUUGGGUUGCUGUUUCUGAUCUCCACUGCAUCGAUUCCUCUCGCAGCAAACUUCGUCUUGCCGGUCAGGAGGGACACGCCUCAUGCCGACGAGCCCUUUGACCAGGUUUUUCAUCGAGGACGUCUCUGAACUCGCUUCGGGGAUGGCGAUGGCAGCUUACGAUCCUACUCUCUCUCUCUCUCUCUCUUUCUUUCUCUCUUUCUCUCUCUUGCCAGGUCAUGUUUCCGGAGCUCGAUCGAAGAGAAGCAGAGAGGGUCCUGGAGGAGAUGAAACGCACCGUGAGGUCAGCUGCAAAUCCUAGUGAGAGAAGCAGCUUCCCACUUGUUCGAGCCGCCGCCGCCGCCGCUCCAGGUUCUUCUGCAGCUUCUGGGGGACAUCCGAGUUAUCAUCCGCAAGCUUCCAUUCAGGUCGGCGAGAUUGCUCCUGGCUCCGUUUUCUGCAUCUCUGAUGACGAAUGAGCCUUUUGGUUUUUUCCAGUGGAAGAGCCCUGAUCUUGUCUACGCCGGCGGCGGCGUCGGCGGAGGCGGAGCUUACAGUCACUGGGGAGCACCCGCUCCUGGUCCUCCGUUUCCCGGCGGAGCUCCGGCUGGUGGGAGGCCGAGCUAUUAUUAUUCCAUGGGGAGGUCGGCGGGGGGAGAGCUUGGAAAUCUCCGGACGCCACCGUUGGCCGGAGAUCCCCUCUUCUUCCGGCGAGGAGGUCUUCUGCCAGCAGCAUACGGUCCGUCACCUGUUAGAGAGAGAAAGAGGGAGAGAGAAAGCUGCUAUGGUCUUCUAA